This is a messenger RNA of Pieris rapae (cabbage white), 1155 nucleotides long. RefSeq names its product BLOC-1-related complex subunit 6 (gene BORCS6). Gene Ontology annotation, cellular component: BORC complex. The transcript has a single exon. The coding region runs from base 266 to 1000 and encodes 244 amino acids. The record is from RefSeq and is a predicted model, not a curated record. Gene Ontology annotation, biological process: lysosome localization. Lineage: Eukaryota; Metazoa; Arthropoda; Insecta; Lepidoptera; Pieridae.
UCAGUUGUCAAUAUAAAUGACACUUUAUGUUAUAAAUUAAAACAUAUAUUUGUAAUUUUGCAAAUUAAAAUCAAAAUAAGAAUUGUGUAAAUGAGAAAUAUAUAAUAAUUGUGAGAUGAGAAAAUAAACCACUGUUAUGUUUUCAUCGUAGUACGCAUUGUAAUGAUUAAUAGCAAAACUUUCGUUAAUUAGCUUAACAAUUACUUAGUGUUAAAUAUUGCAUCAAAAAAUUGUUAUCCUAAGAAUUUAGCUGUUAUUUCUGACCAUGUCUGAUAUUUCUGAGGCAUCGCCAACUGAUUCUAAAGUUAUCAGUGAUGAAAAAUCCAAUGUUAAUGGUGAAGGUGAUUUGGAUGAUGACAUGUCCGCUAAAAUGACCGCAUCUUAUAGUGAAAUAUCUUUUCAUUCAGACAAUGGACAAAAUGAUGAAACAAAAGUAGCAGGUCCAUCAAGACCAUACGAUCUUCCAUCAGAGAACAGGAGACAGGACAAAAUACCCUUAGAUAUAGAUGGGCAUGUUCGGUAUGUAGGUGAAAUGACCCAUUAUGUAGCAGAUGAUUUAGAGUUCAAGAUAAAACUAUCAAGCCCAGUAACAAAAAAGGGUGAAACACCCGUCUUUGGCAGUUCUAGUGCUUCACGAUCAAGCACACCUUCUGGUAAACUAUACAGGCAAAUUUUAGCACCACAGAUAGGACAGAUAGAUAUAACAGUCCUGAAUGACUUAGAACAUGAAGCUCAAAAAAUUGCACAAUCUGUUGAUAAUCUUAUAGAGAACUUAUCUAGCAUUCUACAUUCUAAUUCAUCACUAACAGCUGAAAACAUGGAUGUAUAUAAAGAUGCGGUUGGAAAAACUUGUGAUGCAAUGGACAAUAAUAUAAAAAGUAUGUAUACAAUUCUGGCUAAAGGAGAAGAAGUAUCUCAAGCCAUGAUUCCGGUUCAGGCACAAGCAAAUAGACUCACUGAAAUAAAGAGAUUAUUACAAAUAUUUGAAAGUUACUUUUAAGUAUACAUACUUCCAUAUAUUUUAAGGAUAGUUGUUCAGUAUUUUCAAUUUUGGGUAUUAUUUUUAAGUUUUACAUAAUUUUAACAGAGCAGUAUGUUUUUAUUAAUUUAAAUUAAAAAUAAAUUUGUAUGAAGUUGUCUAUUGUAUAAUAAUGU